Molecule: messenger RNA, 2183 nt
Organism: Eptesicus fuscus (big brown bat)
Lineage: Eukaryota; Metazoa; Chordata; Mammalia; Chiroptera; Vespertilionidae
Gene: FBXO7
Product: F-box protein 7
Exons: 9
Coding region: 259-1833 (524 amino acids)
Biological process (GO): autophagy of mitochondrion; positive regulation of autophagy of mitochondrion
Molecular function (GO): protein kinase binding
Source: RefSeq, a predicted model, not a curated record
GGCCCGUCUCGCGCAGCCAUCAGCCGCCGCUCGCGGGGUGGACUGCAGGGGGCGCCCUCCAGAGAAGGGCCGAGCGUCCCGUCGCCGAGUCCGGCAAGCAGCGCGGCGUCUCCCCGUUACACCUCUGCACCCCUCCUCCCAGCGCCGGUAGUCGCCGCUCCGGGGCCGCGGCCGCUUGAGGCAGAAGCUGUCAGGCCGCGCCGUCGUCACCGUUUCCGCCUCUGGGUACAGAACUGGUCCCCGGGCCCUGCCGCCGCCAUGAAGCUGCGGGUGCGGCUUCAGAAGCGGACCUGGCCCCUGGAGAUGCCAGAAGAGGAGCCGACGCUGGGGCAGCUGCGUGCGCACCUGAGCCAGGCCCUGCUGCCCACCUGGGGGUACAGUUCUGAUACCCGGUUUGCAAUUACAUUGAACAACAAGGAUGCCCUCACUGGAGAUGAAGAGACCUUGGCUUCAUAUGGGAUUGUUUCUGGGGACUUGAUAUGUUUGAUUCUUGAAGAUGCCAUUCCAGCACCUAACUUACCUUCAUCCACAGAUUCAGAGCAUUCCUCACUCCAGAAUAAUGACCAACCCUCUUUGGCCACCCCCUCCAGUCAGUCCAGCAUACAGGAUGAACAGCGGAGUGAUUCAUUCCAAGGAGAGGCAGCCCAAUCCGAUGUCUGGAAUGAUGGCAGUAUGCCAGGGCCUAGUCAAAAUGUUGAAGCUGAGUCAAUUGAAGAUAUUGUGGAUAUGGAUGAAGACACAGGUUUCUACCCCUCAGAACCAAUGCUCUGCAGUGAAUCAGAGGAAGGGCAAGUGCCCCAUUCAUUAGAGACCCUGUAUCAGUCAGCUGACUGUUCUAGUCCCAGUGAUGCCUUGAUAGUAUGCAUUCAUCUUCUCAUGUUGGAGUCGGGUUACAUACCUCAGGGGACUGAAACCAAAGCUAUUUCCAUGCCAGAGAGCUGGAAAUCGGGAGGAGUGUAUAAGCUGCAGUACACGCAUCCUCUCUGCGAGGGCGGCUCUGCUGCUCUCACCUGUGUGCCUUUGGGAAACCUGGUCGUCAUAAAUGCUACACUGAAAAUCAACAGUGAGAUUAGAAGUGUGAAAAGAUUGCAGCUGCUGCCAGAAUCUUUUAUUUGCAAAGAGGAACUAGGGGAAAAUGUAGCCAACAUCUACAAAGAUCUUCAGAAACUCUCUCGCCUCUUCAAAGACCAGCUGGUGUAUCCUCUUCUGGCUUUUACCCGACAAGCACUGAACCUACCAGAUGUAUUUGGGUUGGUAGUCCUUCCAUUGGAGCUGAAACUACGGAUCUUCCGACUUUUGGACGUUCGUUCUGUCCUGUCUUUGUCUGCAGUUUGUCGUGACCUCUUGAUCGCGUCAAAUGACCAACUUCUGUGGAGGUGUUUAUAUCUGCGGGACUUUCGAGAUGGUACAGUUAGAGUUCGAGACACAGAUUGGAAAGAAUUGUACAAGAAGAAGCACAAACAAAGAAAAGAAGCUCAGAGAAUUCGGCAUAUGAUGUUCCUGCCGCCGUCGUCACCCCACCCCAACCCAUUCUAUCCCAACCCCUUCCACCCCAGGCCUUUCCCUCCCAGCUCGCUCCUUCCUCCAGGAAUUAUUGGUGGUGAAUAUGAUGAAAGACUAAUACUUCCCUAUGUUGGGAACCCAAUCAAUUCACUCAUCCCUGGGCCUGGGGCGGCACCAGGCCAGUUCCCUCCACUCAGACCACGUUUUGAUCCAAUUGGCCCACUUCCAGGCCCUAACCCCAUCCUGCCAGGGCGAGGUGGCCCCAAUGACAGAUUUCCCUUAAGGCCCAGCAGGGGUCGGCCAACUGAUAGCCGGCUACCAUUCAUGUGAUUGACUUGCAACCCCACUCUGGAGCUUGUUUGGUUUUGUUUCUUAAAACUACAGCUAUCUUGUUGGGUUGCUGACCUCUAGUGUUUUCUGAUUGUGGCGGUGAGGAAUGUACUCACACAAGCCUUUCAGUAGGUGUAUUUAAAGCUCCAGGGGUGGUGUGGCCCAAAGGUUACUUCAUGACAAGGUUGGCCUUGAGAAUAGUUGGCUACUGACUUCCCUCUGAACUCCCCUCUAGAAUGAAGGUUGUUCAUCGAUAAUGUUCUGUACCAGAUUUUUAAAAAUUAAGUAUAAAUUGCAUGGCAGUCUCGACUUUUAUUACAUAAAGAUACGUAAUAAAUAUUCAGAACAGC